Molecule: messenger RNA, 2669 nt
Organism: Jatropha curcas
Lineage: Eukaryota; Viridiplantae; Streptophyta; Magnoliopsida; Malpighiales; Euphorbiaceae
Product: PAS domain-containing protein tyrosine kinase family protein
Biological process (GO): regulation of DNA-templated transcription; protein phosphorylation
Molecular function (GO): protein serine/threonine kinase activity; ATP binding
Source: RefSeq, a predicted model, not a curated record
UUACACCUGUCCACGCUUGAUAGCUUCCUCUCGCCGGCUAAAUGAUACGUGGCAAACACCCUUUAGUCUGAAGAUUGCAAUAUGCGAAAAACAAUAAACAAAACCAAUAUUACAGCGACCACCUUCAUUACAAACUAUUCUCUUACCUAAAGAGCGCAUCACGCCACAAUUUUAUACGUGCGUCUCCGGUAAGAGAAAUGGAGGCAGACGAGUCAGGGCAGAGUCUUUAUAGAGUCUUGGCAGAUCGUUGUCUGAGUCUGGAGGCAAGUUAUUCCAAGCUGAAGGAGGAACUGAGUGAACUUGUAGAGGAGAAGAAUCAGAAGAAAACGAAGGAAGAAAAUAGUAAUAGUGAGGUGAUUUUGACGCCAGAUUCUGAUGAGGUGACGUCAGAUUCUGACUUGGUAUCUGUUCCCGGGUUCUUCACGGCAGGGAGUCCUUAUAAAAAGGUGUUGGAGUCAAUUGGACAUGCUGUUCAUGUGUGUAGUGCUACUUCUGGAGAGAUCAUGUACUGGAAUGGUUCUGCUGAAAAUCUUUAUGGAUGGAAGGAUUAUGAAGUACUAGGACAAAGUGUGUUUGAAGUCCUUGUAGCUGAAGAAUACUAUGCACCUCUUCAUAAAAUUGUAGAAAGAUUGAAUUUUGGACAAUCAUGGUUGGGUCAGUUUCCUUUCAAGAAGAAGUCUGGAGAAAUUUUUAUGGCAAUGGUAACAAAAAGCCCAUUUUAUGAGGAUGGAAGGCUUGCUGGUAUUAUCACUGUUUCAAGUGAUGCAGCAAUAGUUAAUAAUGAUAAUUCAGAAAACCUGAGAACUCAUCAAGAUCGUGCUAGAGUACCAAAGAUAAACUUGAAAAAGAUUCAAUGGCAUCAACGGCCACCAAUUGCCCCGGUGCCUCAGAUUGCAUCGUCAGUUUCCAAUCUGGCCUCAAGACUACUGUGGAAACAUGGCGAUGAUACAUUUGAUGGACAUGAGAAUUCCAGGUACAAAGAACAUGAAGCUAGAAAAGCUAAGGAGGUCAAGUCAGCAUCUCCUGGUGCACUAGCAGCUAAGGUGUUGGCAAAGCUGCAUAUUGGAGGAAUUGGAACCACUGGUAAAGAAGAUGAUGUCAGAAGUCAACAAAAUGACCUAAUUGACGCUGCUGUUAGAAAUGAAGCAGCAAUUGGUACUAGUAAAUUUAGCGGGUCAGAACUAUCAAAUUCUUACCACUGCAACGUUGAUACUGAGUGCAAGGGAGAAAUUCCACACAAAAGAAAUUCGUCAUGUGCAGAUUCAAAUGUAAAUGCAAGCAGAAGCCCUGAAGCUGCUGAAGAGAGUUCUCAAGCCUCUUUAAUGGAGUGUAAUGAAUGUUUUGGGCAAGCUAAACCAGGAAAUCCAUUGCUGAGCUUAGGUUGCCGAAAAGAUGUGAAUGAGUUGGAUCCUGAAGGACAAAUCUCAGAAGCCUCAGAAGAUGAAGUGCAAAAACAACCAGAUGGUAGAAGGUCUUCAAGUGUAGGGGAGAGCUCUGGCAGCCUUGGAAGUUCACCAAGCGGAGGGGAGAAAGAGUCAAAUUCUAUGGUAAAAUGUGAGAUUCACUGGGAAGACCUACAGCUAGGGGAGGAGGUUGGGCAAGGUUCAUACGCUGUUGUCUACCGUGGAAUCUGGAAUGGAUCAGAUGUUGCUGUUAAGCUUUAUCUUGGGAAUCAAUACAAAGAAGAAACUUUACAAGACUACAAAAAAGAGAUUGAUAUAAUGAAGAGACUUAGACAUCCAAACGUGUUGCUAUUCAUGGGAGCAGUAUAUUCACCGGAAAGACUUGCCAUUGUCACUGAAUUCCUGGCCAGGGGGAGUCUUUUCAAAACAUUACACAAGAACAAUCAGACAUUGGACAUUAGACGGCGUCUGAGGAUGGCACUUGAUGUUGCUAGAGGAAUGAAUUAUUUGCAUCACAGAAAUCCACCAAUAGUGCAUAGAGACUUAAAAUCUUCCAAUCUUCUUGUUGAUAAAAACUGGACUGUCAAGGUUGGCGACUUUGGUCUGUCAAGGUGGAAGAAUGCAACCUUUAUAUCUGCAAAAUCUGGAAGAGGAACUCCUCAAUGGAUGGCUCCUGAAAUCCUCCGCAACGAACCUUCAGAUGAGAAGUCUGAUGUAUUCAGCUUUGGCGUCAUUCUAUGGGAACUUAUGACAGUAUCCAUUCCAUGGAUCAAUCUAAAUUCCAUACAGGUAGUUGGAGUUGUAGGGUUUAUGGACAGAAGAUUAGAGUUACCUGAAGGUCUUGAUCCGCAAGUAACUUCCAUUAUUCGUGAUUGUUGGCGAAGUGAUCCUGAACAACGUCCAUCAUUCGAAGAGAUAAUUCAUCGCAUGCCAAGUAUAGUCCAAAGAAUUGCUACAUCUCAAGUUCAGAGAACUUUAUAGACUUAGAUUUAGCAGUCUUUCUUAGAUUUAGCAGAGGACCAAAAAAUACAUGGCCAGAAUCAAGAUGGUUAGACACAGAUUAUUGAAACGUAACUUCAGAAACUAGUGAAAUUGUUCCUUAAAGUUUCAAUUUGAGAUAAAAGGGAAUGAAAUUAAAUGCUAACAAGAAGUAAGCCAAUUCCCAUAUUCCCAUGUAAAUGGAAUUUACAAUUGGGAAUUUGAGAUGUGUGGAUAUACCCAUUUCAUGUAAGAGAAAUUGAAGUAUAAAAUGGUUUGUCUUUUGUA